Asterias rubens (European starfish) is the source of this 10614-nucleotide messenger RNA. Its product is annotated as helicase with zinc finger domain 2-like. The record is from RefSeq and is a predicted model, not a curated record. The transcript is spliced from 29 exons. Gene Ontology annotation, biological process: miRNA processing. Bases 314 to 9967 code for a protein of 3217 amino acids. NCBI's taxonomy places the organism in Eukaryota, Metazoa, Echinodermata, Asteroidea, Forcipulatida, Asteriidae. Gene Ontology annotation, molecular function: miRNA binding; helicase activity; RNA nuclease activity.
AAAAGUUCCCAGCACCAGUCCGAAGGAAUCGUCACCAGCGGCUGCACCGAAGGCUACAAAAGGGUCCGCUCAAGCGAAAUCAGGGAAAAGCAAUGGCGAAGGAGCUGCACAGAAAGCUGUGGUUCCUCAGGCCAUACCGCAACCGGCCAUUAAUAGCAGAAAGACAUCCAGUGCAUCAUCAACCAGUGAAAUAGUUUCCCCAAAGAAAUCAAAGCUUACAGCAAAUGUACAAUCGACAUCAACUUUUCACCAUCAACUGCAACACCUGUGCGGCACGUGUCUGACAAGGCAACAUGGUAAGGUUGUUAAACCGAUGUUCCUGAAGGGUGGUGAGACCGUGUGUGCCGGGCCGUACCACCACCCAUGGGAACAGUCAAAGGCGGUUGCGAUAUACUCUACGACAAAGUCAAAAUGGUGUGUUGUGAAAGCCAGGCCACCCUCUCUGCACCCGAAACUUCGUCUGGUGAAAUGUGACUGGAAAGAACCAUGCAGUAGACCAAACUGCACAUUCCCUCAUUCAACGGAAGAGUUACAGCUCUGGAACUACAUGGAAGAACAUAAAAUUCGAACUUUAGACGACGUUCUUUCAAAGCUAGCUGCCUCAACUAAUGGGACUCAGUCAUCAAAGGUCUCAAAUGAAUCGUCUCCAGCGGCUGUACCGAAGACUACAAAAGGGUCCUCUCAAGCGAUACCAGGGAAAAGCAAUGGCGAAGGAGCUGUACAGAAAUCAGUGGUUACCAAGUCCCCACCGGCCAACAAUGGCAGUGAGACAUCCAGUACAUCAACCAGCACAACAGUUUCCUCCAAGAACUCGAAGCUUACAGCCAAUGUACAAUCCAGACCAAAUUUUUACCAUCCAUUAAAAUACCUCUGCGCCAAGUGUCUGACAACGCAACGUGGUAAGGAUUUCGAACACGAGUACCGUAAUGGAGGUGAAGUUGUGUGUGCUGGGCCGUACCACCACCCAUGGGAACAGUAUAAGGCAGUUGCGAUCUACUCCACGACGAAGACCAAAUGGUGUAUCGUGAAAGCCAGGCCACUCUCUCUGCACCCAAACCUUCGUCUGGUGGUAUGUGAUGUGAAAGAACCAUGCAACAGACUAAACUGCACAUUCCCUCAUUCAACGGAAGAGUUACAGCUCUGGAACUACAUGGAAGAACAUAAAAUUCACUCUUUGAACGGCGUUCUUUCAACUGCCUCAUCUAAAAUGACUCGGUCAUCAAAGGUCUCAGAGAUUGAGGUACAGAGUUGCACCAGUCCUAGUGAGCCGUCAUCAGCGGCUGUACCAAACGCACCAUCAAGACCAGCUUUUCACCACCGUUUACAAUACCUAUGCGGCACUUGUCUGACAACGCAACACGAUAAGGUUGUUGAACCGAUGUACCUGAGGCCAGGUGAAGUGAGGAGGUGUGCGGGGCCAGACCACCACCCAUGGGAUCAGUCUAAGGUGGUUGCGAUCUACUCCACGACGAAGAAAAAAUGGUGUGUUGUGAAAGCCAGGCCUUUUUUUCUGCGCCCAAACCUUCAGCUGUUCGUGUGUGGCAAGAAAGAACUAUGCAGUGGACCAAAUUGCUCAUUCCCUCAUUCAGAGGAAGAGUUACAGCUCUGGAAGUACAUGGACGAACAUAAAAUUCAAACUUUAAACGGCGUUCUUUCAAUUAUGGCUCAGUCAUCAAGGGCCUAUAGAUCAUCGAGCAUCUCCCAUGAGACGCCAAGUGUUUCCAACUCCAUUACUCCUUCUCCAACAACUGUGCCUCUAAGUUCCGCAAAGACGUUUGCCUCGUCUCGGACACAAGUUUCAUCCAAAGCGGUUGCAUCAUCUCAGCCAACAAGGACCCCCAGUUCACCGGCUUCUUUCAGGGUACCGAGUUUUUCAAAGACAAAAAACAAGACGUCAUCAGGCUUCUAUAAAACUCUUGGUGCCUCGAAGACACCUGACACGAUGUCACCAUCUUCGACUGCAAGCCAUCUUCACUGCUCUUACUGCAACAUAACAUACAAAGAAUCCUUGCACUUGGAGCAACACACUCUGACCCCAGAGCAUAUGUCAAAGGUCAACUCCGACACGGAGAAGGCGUGGCGACAUCGGGAUCCACCCUGGAACAUCGUCAACGGAAAAUACUUGGAGUGUCAAGAUCAUAAGAAAGGCAGCUGUAUGUUCGGCGACUCGGCACAGAACAACUGCACCAAAGCGCACAGUUUGAGAGAGCUUGAGGAAUGGCGGGAAAGACAUCAAUACCGAAUGAUGAAGAUGAAGAAAGCCAAGGAGCAUAAACUGUUCAAACUGCCGGACCAGAUCUUGAAGAAAUACAACUCGCCUUCAGGUGCUGAUUUGAUCGCUGAUGAGUUGCCAGGAGUGCAGAUAAAGUGUGAACACGAAAUCAGUCAGUUUCUGUCAACGACAGGAACGCAGAUGGAUUCCACAUACAGCUUCAAGUGGACAUUUGUAUUGAAGACUUCUACAAGGAUACGACUCAGACGAGUUUUUUUGUUGUACGAUGAGCACCGAACUCAUUUUAGACUCUCCAAGCCAGCGCGUGAACCUAACGCCCAGUUGUGUCCGGGGAACUUGGUCGUCGGCGGUGAUGGAAUGACGUAUGACAUUGACGUCAUCUUCCGCUCAAAGGUCUUUGGAAGUUUCAAUCAGUGGGUUGUGUUCGACAUCGGCACAGAGCCUUAUCUCACCCGCAAGCUUCAGGUUCACAUUGGGUCGAAUCCGAUAAAGCCAUCAGAGAGUAAGAGGAACCAAGUUGUGGAGUUAUGGGACAGAAAAAAACUUGAGAUUGUCGCCUUUACCGAGGAUGACUACGCCCCAACUAACAAUGAGAAGAAGCUGAUGGCCAAGUACCAGAUACCGACGUCACUCGACACUCGUGGCAAUGAUGAACUCGGUCGAGAUAACUAUAAAGAGAACAUGCACACGAUGCUGUAUCUAGAAGAAAGGGAGUGCAAUGACAGGGUAUCAAAGUUCACCACGGAGAGCAGAAUGAAAUGCCUGAAGGGUAUUACUAUUCAGACACUAGAUAGCAGUCUCACCAAAUAUGCUUCUGGUGAUAUGCUGUUCGCUCUUGUAGAUCUGAAGUCGGCUCUCAUGGACGACUCGGAAACGAGCCAAAUCAUCAAUAGAAAAGUGAAUAAGAUGUUGAUCAAAUUCACUGGCUCAAACAAGAUUUACGAAGCCCUGAUUCUCCGAGACCAGAAUGAGCUCGGCAGGAGUGAACACGAUAGUCUGUACUUACAGCUCAGCACAGCGUGUGUCACUAAAGAGAAACUUCAAAGUGACGCUGAGUACAAUGUCCAGAUUCAACUGCAGAUAAACAGACUUCCGUUCUGCUACAAUCAUUCGGCCGUUGCUAACAUGCACAAUAUGGAUAUGGUUUUCCCGCCAAAAGAUAAACCACAUAUAUUCCCUAUGCCCGACUCACAUGACACAUCAGUUGACCGCCAUCAACAGCAAGCAGGGCGAUUCAUCCAGGAGCAUGGAGGCGCCAAAGCCCAGCCCAUGUCUGGUGUUGGACCCCUAUUGAUGUAUGGUCCCUUUGGGACCGGCAAGACACACACCUUGGCGACAGCGGUUAUAAACACCCUGAGAGCACGUCCUGAUUGCAAAAUCCUCAUCUGUACAUACACAAACAGUGCCGCAGAUUUGUACAUCACUCAACACUUUGAUGAGUUUGUAAGGAGUAAUGGCCUUGUCAAGAUGGCCCGUGUCUACGCAAAAUACCGAGAAAUCAAAGCAAUACCAGAGACAGCACGGACGUACGCUUUCAUGACAGAUGGAGCGAUUCGAAAUCUAACAGCCAAUGAGAUCAAAGCGAGCAGUAUUGUCAUCACAACCAUCACAACGUCGCACAAGCUGUCACCCGCUAAGUUAAAGGGACACUUCACCCAUAUCUUGAUUGACGAAGCUGGACACGCAUUGGAGACUGAAACACUUCAACCUUUGACCUUGGCUACAAAAGAUACGUGCGUGGUUCUCGCUGGGGACCAUGUGCAGAUGAGUCAAAAGGUAUUUUCACGCCGAGCUCGCCAAGCUAAGUUCAACAUGUCGCUCCUCGAGCGUCUGUUCUACAUGAAAGUGGGCAGAAUACUUCUCCAUUCCAACUACCGGACAAACCAGGACAUCUUGAACUUCAUUUCCCGAGCAUUCUACCUCGGAAGGUCGGCUGAAAAGACGAUGACUGCGGUGAUUAAACACGAACCGUUUCCGGGAUUCAAACAUCCUUUGUUGUUCUGUACGGUCAAGGGUCAAGAUCAACCAAUGGGAGCUUCGUAUAUUAAUCAACACGAGGUGGACCAGCUAGUGGUCAACGUUCAAUUCCUACACAACAACUGGCCAGUGGAAAAGUGGGGGGCAAUUGACAAGAAUAGUAUCUCCAUUGUGACUCCCUACAAGAUGCAGGUAAACCUGAUUCGCCAAGAGCUUCGAAAAGCUCGCCUUCCACACAUCGACGUAGGAGUAGUCGAAAAUGUGCAAGGGAGGCAGUUCCGUGUGUUGGUAAUCAGCACAGUACGUACACGCAGCACGCUAAACAAGGCCCAGAUGACAACCUACGUAUCAAGUAUCAGUCCAGCGACUCGUCCCGAUGAGAUCUACGACUAUGGGUUCCUGUCUGACCACAGGCUUCUGAACACGGCCAUGACCCGAGCACAGUCCCUCGUCAUGGUCGUUGGGGAUCCAACUGCCCUGUGCUCAGAGGGUGAAUGCUCCCAGACGUGGAGGAAAUACUUGGAGAAAUGUGAGGAGAAGGGGACUCUGUUCCCAAUAGGAACAACGGUGGAAGGAAUUCGACAAGAGUUGGAAGCAGCCAAGCAACAGCUGAACCCAGACGCCCCCGUCUUUCAGCCCGGCAAGAAAUCCAAAGGCAAAUCUUCAUCUAUGGGCGACGACCUUCCCAUCAAAAAGAAAACUUACCAAAUUGAGGAUGAUUUCUGGACAACUGAGGACGACAAGGUUUUACCGGAUGGAAUCCUUAAGGAGCUUUACAAACAGAUCGUUGAUGAAGAGCAGAAUGCCGGCGCUGAUUCAGAGAAAGUAGAAGACGGUGAUAUUCGUCCAAAUGGGCUCAGAAGGAGAAAAGCUCCCAAAUUCCGAAUGGUAGAGGAAAACGACCGCAUAGUGCUUGCGUUUGAUAACAAAGACACGUCCGAAGAAGAUGAUGGUGUCUUGAGGAAUGAUAUGCAUGACGAGAAAGCCCGUCAGACAGCAUUGAAUCAGGUCAAGGAACAUCCAGACAGGUUCAAGACGUGCUCCUUCCGCUGUGAGCAGACGGGACUCUCCUACGCCAUUCCACUCGAUGAAGAUUCAUCCGGGAAGAUAUCCAUCACCAGCAAGAGGAGGCGGGGAAGGGCCUUAAACAUGGAUGAGGUGAUUGUGGAAGUACUUGAAGAUCCAGAUAACCUAUCGGUUCCUGACGAUGAAAAGAAGAAGUUGUACGGGCAGGUCAUUUGUAUCUUGAAGAGGGCUCCGAAAUCCUCCGUUAUGAUGAGAGCAGUUUGUAAACUGGACGAGCAUAAAUCCAAUCGGAUGGUCCCGAUCGACCGCACAUUGCCCAAGUUCUUCAUUAUGUCGGAAGACAAUGACUUAAACAAAAAGAACACUGGGCCAUCUCCGGACUUUGUGUUUGUUACCAUCUACCGUCACAACAGAGAAACUCAUGACUUGCAAGUUGAAAUGAAUGUGACGGUGUCUAGGAGGGAUCGACCACACAAGCUGUUUAUCGUCGAGUAUGUUAAAUGGUUGGCUAAUGCUCCAUUCCCAGUUGGCGUAGUUACAGAAGAACUCCUACAGGGCGAUGACAAAGAGACAGGUCUCCGUAUUCUGAAGUUACUGCAUGGUGUGAAGGAUAACUGGAAACCUUCCACUCUUGAGGAACUACAGUCGACGUUCCCGAAUGAGUGGGCAAUACCAGAUGUGGAGAUUAACAGACGAUUUGAUGCAAGACCCCUAGCUGCCUUCACCAUCGACCCUCCAGGCUGUCGUGAUCUUGAUGAUGCCCUUACUGUUCACAUGGUUGACGGGAAUUACCAAGUCGGAAUACACAUCGCCGAUGUUUCCUUCUUCGUGUCUAAAGACAGCUUGGUAGACAAAGAAGCCAAGAGUAGAGCAACCUCCUUCUACUCGUCUUUAGGUGACCCAAUCAACAUGCUGCCCCCUCAGCUAAGCAACAGGUUUUGCAGUUUGCUCCCCGGAGUAGACAGGUUGACCAUCUCUGUGUUUGUCACUCUCGACAAGAGCGGAGCUGUUGUUGGCGAGGUCAAUAUUGUUCGGUCAGUUAUUCAGUCCAGAAUCCAGAUGACCUACGAAGACGCUGAGGAAGUCAUCAAGAGGAAUAGUCCAGAGGAAAAUCACAACACUAUCCAAGAAAAAAUUUUGAUCUUGAGUAAAUUGGCUCAAGAGAGACGUCGAGCUCGUCUAGGAAUUGGAAGUUACGCUUUCUCUCACGACUCCGAGGAAGAAGAACUGUUGCAUCCUCUGUCCCAUUCCAUGGUAGAAGAAAUGAUGCUCCUAGCCAACGAAACAAUCGCACGCUUUGUGGCCACCACCGACCAAGAUUGUGCUCCAUUACGAAGACAGCUCCCUCCGAGUGAAGAAGCAGUCACUGAGUGGUUGAGUAAACACGGUAGAGACCGUCCUAACUCCGUUGAUCUACAUUCAAGGACUCUUCCCGUUGUUGUUCAAAACGAAGAAGCUAAUGAUGUGACCAUGAUCAAGGAGAAGUGGAGAAAACUUCACGAUCUCGUCAUAUGUGAAGGCAGACCUCAGAUGUCUAAAAUCGUUGACCUAAUCUGCAGCGAUGAGAAUCAUCCCCAGCUUGCCGUGGCCCGAACCAAUUUCUUCCUCGUUCAAGAGACAGCGGGUUACAUAAGAUCCGGGGAACUGCCUGAUGACAAGAGAGGGCAUUACUCGUUAGGUAUGCCGACCUACACGCAUUUCACUUCGCCAAUCCGACGCUACUUUGACUUGGUUGUUCAUCGUAUCCUGAUCACCUUGUUGACUAAUAAGAAUGCCAUACAAGGAGCUGCACCAAUAGAACCACCAUACGUAGCAGAAGAGCUGGAACUGAUCUGCCACCAUUGUAACAAUCAAGCCAUCAAUUCCAAACGCUUCGAGAAGGAAACCCUUGCUUUGAACUUUGCCUUGAAACUCGAGAAAGAUCCUCAGACAUUCCAAGUAUUUGUCAGCGACGUCUCAGAUAUGAGAUUGGAUUUAAUGUUUCCCUACAGACGUUUUAUUCCUUGGCAGACACGACGAUUGGCGCUAAAGCUCCUCAAGCCGAAAAGCAAACCAGAGAUUGAUGACACCAAGACGGAAUUAGAACUGAAUUGGAAAGAGCGGAUUUUUGAGAUGCAUGGUUCCACUGACGUACUACGACCUAUUCCACAUGGUGUGAUGUAUAACCUUGACAAAGAGAAGAUGGUAGCAAAGGUUCCUAAUGCUCAGUGGCAGCAGAUUCUGGUAGGAAUUCAAGAAGAUCGGCCUGAUCUUAUUAAAAACGCUGUCUUGGUUGCAAAAAGCGAGCAACAGCUUCAGGAACGAUUGACGCAAAUGCGACGACAUACGGGUCAAAAUCUUCCCAUUGGGGAGAUAACCUGCGAGAAGGCAGAUGCCAGCCCUGCACUCUCCGUCAAUUUCAUGCGCACCUUUGAGCGAGGCGACGUCGUCAAUGUACAGCUCCAUGCAAUAACUCAGAGGGGCAUACUCAUGCCAAGCAUUCAACUAUUUGCUCUUACGCCGAAGCUUCACCUCUGCACAGAGCAUCGGGCAAACGCCAUCGAGUGUUUCUCUGAGGUAGCCAAAUUCCGGGCUGACGUAAUAACUGAGGACAUCGCACUUUACAAGAGUAUAUGGUUGCCCAUUCUGAAGAUGGCCGCAGCACACAAUGCUGUCCAGGAAGGCGGAAGUAGUGUUGUUCAGUACGUAGAUGUUACGUGGGAACGAAUCCAGAAGGAAGAUGAGCCGUCUCAAAUCAGAGGGUUAUUUGUGAUGACAAAGAACUUCUGCAACGAUAGAAAUCUGUCGAUACGCAGUGGUGAUUAUCUGUGUAUACGUUACACCAAUCUGCCACUGAUUCCUGAGGUGAACUUGCAACGUCGGCUCGAUAUGAAGAAGAGGGGACCGACUGAAAACAAAAAUCUCUCUGAGGUUUACCUGGGCAAAAGUACGUUUGUUGUCCAUACAGUUGUUGAUGUGGAAGACGUCGACCCAUGGACUGACGAUUGGAUACUGAAUGUUCAAGUCAAGAUCAAUCAACACUCAACUCCCUUUCCUGAGGUCUUGCUUAGGUCCAAGAAAAGACCAAGGUGUACCAUCGAGUUGCUCUCCAAGGCAACGAGUGACCGACGAGUUGAGCAAGCCAUUGAGAACCUUGACCAAGCUACAUCUCUUGUUCACGGAAUCUGUCUUCAUGACGCCGAGCAACGCCGACAGGGGCGCGAUUCUGUUUUCAGGAGGCUGAUUAGAACUGGGAAAGCAAUCACAUCUUUUGACAUCACAGACUCUCCGUUUCCUCACCCGAAUGACUCCCAGAAGGAUGCUCUAAGACUAGCUCUGCAACAAGAGUUUACCAUCAUCCAAGGACCACCUGGAACCGGGAAGACAGUCACUGGUGCCCAUCUUGCGCAUUUCUUCACCGAAGUCAACAAGACAUUGCAAGAUUCAGGACGACCUCCACAGGUUCUCUACUGUGGACCAUCCAACAAGUCGGUGGAUGUUGUUGCACACUACUUAAUCAGACUUGGUGUGUCGGUCAUCCGAGUAUGCAACCGAAGAAUCGAAGAGUUCGACUUUCCGAUUCCAGACCAACGAGGCACCACUGAUGGUCCUGGGAGUAGUUCCCAAGAAGUCAAGAUGGAUCCGAGGCUUCAGCAGAUUGCUCUACAUCACCUCAUUAGAAGGAAGGCUAAUUCAUUCAGUCAAUACAUCAACAGCAUGUACCGACAAUUCCAGUCGCCGGAUUACAGCAUAACCUUUGAAGAUCUAGAUGAGUAUAGCAGACUGAUCAGAAAGGCAGAGGAGGAGGAGCUACCGAAGUACAAGGUGGUUUUGUGUACAUGCAACGAGGCAGGGAGUAAAAGAAUCGAGAAGUUUGUCAAUGCGAUCCAGUGCAUUGUGGACGAGGCUGGUAUGUGUAAUGAACCAGAAACAUUGAUACCACUAGUGAGCACCAAUCCACUCCAGAUCGUUCUGAUUGGUGAUCAUAAACAACUCAGACCAAUCAUCCAGGAGCGCACAGCCGUUCAACUCGGCAUGGGGAUAUCAUUGUUGGAGAAGUAUCAAGACUUGGCUCAAAUGCUGACUAUUCAGUACCGUAUGCACGAGUCCAUCUGUGAGUUUCCAUCGCAAGAGUUCUACAGUGGAAAGUUAGAGACGGCAGACAGUGUGACGGAACGGAGGGAAUCUCUCGGGAUAUGGCCAGGGGGUAGGGAUAACCCCAUGGUAUUCUGUCAUCACAUUGGUCUGGAAGAAACAUUGAGCGUACGAACCGAUGAAGGCAGUGAACAGUCCAAGGCAAACCUGCAAGAAGUCCAGCACGUGGUUCGUAUGGCAACCGCUUUAGUCGGACGCCAUCACGUGGGACAAGCAGACGUCGUCGUUCUGACCCAGUAUCGACUCCAGAAGUUUCAUAUCGAGAAAGAGUUAGAAGCUGCGGGGCUGGAAGACGUCAAAGUUAGCACUGUCGUUAAGAGUCAAGGAAACGAGUGGGAUUACGUCAUCUUGUCGACUGUCCGGUCCUUACCGAGGGUAGAGAUUGACGAGAGACCGUCAGUGGCGUGGAAGAAACAAAACCUUGGAUUCAUCACCGAUGAAAACCAGACCAAUGUCGCCAUUACACGGCCUAGGUUGGGUCUGAUCAUACUGGGCAACAAGUUUCUGCUCCAGACGGAUCGUACUUGGAAAGACUUGACCAGAUACUAUUCCACGAAGGGAGCUCUGAUGGAUGCCACGAACUUCCUCCCAGCGUGAAAACCCUGGUGGGCUUGUGUGAAAAGUGCUCGCCUCACAAUAAGGUGACCCUGGUUCGAUACCCGGCCAGGGCCGUAUGUUAGUUGAGUUGUGCGUUGGUUCUCUGCUGUGCCACAAGGGUUUUCCAGACCAUCCGGUUUUCCUCUCUCGGGAAAAAUGUUACACUUUUGAUCUCUGACUGUGCUCCUCUGUGUUCAUAAUGGGUUGAUGUGGCUGGCUGCCAACGGCGCCCUUGCAUGCCUACUUCUCGAACACAUUGUAGCCGCGUCCUUCGCAAUUCAGCUCUUAGCUGCGAGUAAGGAUGAUUAGCAUCUAAGAUUAUUAUUAUAACAAACUUGACGACUCCCUUUCAUACCAUGUUAUUUUUUUCAGAUACAUGUAAAAGAAAUGUAAAAUAAGAAUAUUUUUAAUAUGACUGUCUGUAAUGCUCACAGUUGUAAACCAUUAGUGACUUUGUACAAUAAUGCAAAUUUUGUGUACACAGUUUCCUGAAUAUUUUGUAAAAUUUCAUUAUCUAAAUAGAUUUUAAUUUGUUUGUAAACUGUACUAUCAAAAUGUAUGUAGUUUGUAUGUAAAUUGUAUUUUAAAGACAGUGGACACUAUUGGUAAUUGUCAAAGACCAGUCUUCUCACUUGGUGUAUCUCAAC